This is a messenger RNA of Aphanomyces astaci, 2970 nucleotides long. RefSeq lists its product as hypothetical. NCBI's taxonomy places the organism in Eukaryota, Oomycota, Saprolegniomycetes, Saprolegniales, Verrucalvaceae. The transcript has 3 exons. Gene Ontology annotation, biological process: signal transduction. The record is from RefSeq and is a predicted model, not a curated record. Bases 36 to 2912 code for a protein of 958 amino acids.
CGAUUCAUUCGAUCCUUGCUUUGAGCUCGCUCAAGAUGGACCUAUGGCGGCAACUGAGUGCGUACUGGGGUGUUCCCAGCGACGUCGAAGAGACAGAAGAACAAAAAUUUAACAGGGAACGUCGCCAGGCCAAGCUACGUCUCCUCAGCCGAAGCCAGCGAGGUGUCAUGCUCGACGACUUGAAGUCCUCCGUUGCGGAGGUUCUGCAGCUAGUGGUUCAGCAACAAGUUGCGCAAACGCACGCCGCAUCGUCCGCCACAAUGGAGAGCACUGAUGACGACAAGCAUAAGAAACCUCUCCUCCUCAACGACGACCUCCAGGCGGUGUCCAAGUUGUGCGCGACGCUGGAUAGGUGCUUCUCGCACGGCCUCCGGCGCGUUGAGAACGAUGACCAGCAAUCGGUCAAGUUCUUCGGACUGCUCAAGUGGACGUGCACUCGACUGGGUGCGAUUCACCAGCAGCGCAUGGCGUGCGGCGAGGAUGGCGCCGGGAGCGCAAAUUUGUCUAAGCAAGCAGUCCAGCUCGCGACAUCGUCUUUGGAGCCCGAGCUACCGCGCAACGUGCGCGGCUUCCUUGCGUGUGUGCGCACGGCCAACGAUCUGUCGAAUGUCCAUCAAGACGAAGGGAAGGUGCGCGCCUUCCUCCGCCAAGCCCUGAACACGCACAUCCUGCUCGAAUGCAUGAAGGUGACCCUGAACGAGGCCAACCAGGACCUCCUCGUGUCGUACUUCACCGAACAUGCCCUGUUCCGUCAACAGGACGAAGUAGCAGUGUUCCUCGGGCUUCUUGAGGGCCUCGACACACUCUCGUUCGGGUUCCUCGUCAACGACCCGCGCUUGGACCUGUCGCCCGACAUCCAGCCGUUCCUGACGCCUCUGCCCAAGCCCAUGGCACAGGCCGCCGUGGCGCCGCCCGCCGACCUGAUCGAUCCCGAGGACAUGGUGCAAGGUCGCGUGCGGCUAUCGGGAGAAGACUACGAGUGCAACCUCCUCGCGGCCAAGCUCAUGUCGCACCGCGAGCUCAACCACGAAUUCGACAAGUCCACGAACGGGAACCCCCUCGCGGCCGUUCUGAGCCGGGCCAAAACAUCGCAAGCGCUGGACGACGCCGCGUCGGCCGUGCUGCGCUUCCUCGAGAUCGGCCUCCCCGAGUACGACGUGUUCGGCGCGCCCUUGCUCGAAGUCGUGUGCAAUCCGUUCCUGUGCGGCCUCGCGCGCUUCGACACGUCGCUGGGCCUGCCGGACGUGGUAGAGGCGUGCGUGUGCUAUUUGCACCGGAAGUUGGCGACGCCGGGGCUAUUUCAAGUGCACUUGGCGUCCGAGCACGUGCUGGACCUCCGUGAUGCCAUCGAAGAGCUCGGCGGGUUCCAUAAAAGUAUGGCCAUCGACCCCCACGAAGUCAUCUCGGUCUUGUUGCAGUACCUGUGGGAACUACCCGACCCCCUGCUCACCGAGGACCGCGCGGACGCAUUCUUGGCCGCCGCGAAAGCCCCCGAUGACAAGCAGGCCGUCCGCCACCUUCGGCUGCUCGUGAACGACCUCCCGUGGUAUGUGAAACCAGUGCUUGAGCGCCUCUUGCACUUGUUUGCUCGGGCGUUGGAGCCGGAAUUCAGUGCCAAGAACGGCCUGAGUCCGCAGUCGCUGAGUCUUCUGCUGGCGCCGCUGCUGCUGCGAUCGGCACGGACGUACCGAUUCUCUGAACUGGACGAGCCCGCGAUCAGACGUUUUCCGGUGGCAGGGCACGUCCCCGUCAAGCAUCGGUUCCCGUCCACGGUGUACAACGAAUACCCGAGUGAGAUUGCAGACCGGCUAGCGGCGGAAGCCCACGCGAUGCGCAAGUUGAAGCAACAGGCUGAAGAAGGUGCGGGCGUCGUGGAGCUGCUAAUUGUGCACCAAGCGACGAUCCUUCACGACAUCCGCCAGCAUUUGACGGCGCGGCGGUCUAAGCUCCAGGCUAAAGUGGAGACGAUGGAGGGCGUCCGCGGGCGUCUGGACGUGCCCGUCGACGUCUCGCAGCCGUACCAUGUGUCGGUGCUCAAGAAACUGUGGGACGGACUGCUGCCGCUGGACGAGACGGCGGCCGACUACUCGGCCAACUUGGCGCUAGAGGCGGCGGACUCGGUGGAUGUGGCGGCGUUGCUGCGGUCGUCGCGGUGGCUUCAAAGCGGCUUCCACACCAAGGACCCGCUGGGGGGGUUCCGUGGCGGGGGGCUCUUGUCCGUCGAGUGUCUGGCGUUCUUUGUGCACGAGUACAAGGACAAGGCGCAGACGAUGCUCCGCCGGAACGCCCUCUCGGGGGGUAAUCGGUACCCGUUCCCCGUGGCCGCGAUAAACGUCAUGCGCAUGAUGCUCAAGCUGCUCAUGCUGGACGCGGCGCCGGCGACGUCGAGCUCACUGAUUCUGCACGCCGAGACGGGGGUCGACACGAUCCUGAGCAUGCAAGUGGCGGAGCGGGUGUCCCGGACGCCGUUUUGGAAAGUGUUUGACGAUGACGAUGGAAGGGCGUUCGAGCGGCUGUUUAGUAUGGCAUUCAUGGUGCUCGACUUGCACUGGCAGCGGUCGGGGGCGACGCAGAUGGGGUUCAACCCGGUGCUGGACACGACUCGGCGGCAGAUGGGAUGGCUGCUGGAGCAAGCGCCGCGCGACAUGGACGAGAUGUGGACGACGUGGAUGCAAGUGCGCGAAGGUACGGUGAAGAAGGUCACGAGUGCGGGACUGCCUCGAGAGGAUGGGGGGGGGAUGAUCAAUGAGGAGCGCCGCCAUGCCAAGGAGGUGCUAGACCAGGGGACGGCCAAUGAUUUGGUGGAUUUUUCAACGGCAGACACGAAGAAGAAGACGGAGGAAGUGGAAGAGGGGGGCUUUGACAUGAUCAAGGACGGACGGCUGUCGCCACUCGACAUUGAUGCCAUCUAGGUAGUAGUCGAUAAUAUAUAUACUAACUACAGUAGUACUUGGUUAUAGCCAGACUCGA